AUGACGAAAGUGAUAAGAACCACCCCCAUCGAUCGGUCCAAGAGAACUGCUGUCAAGGGGGAUGUUGUCGAUGAGAUCAACAUCAUUCAUGGAAAGAGAAAACGAAAAUUGAGUCUCAAUUUUUCGGACUUGAUAUCUUCGGAAGUCGUCUCCAAGCCGAAAUCGUCUCCGAAACAAACCAAAACAAAGAAAAAGCAGAAGGAAUUAUCUGACAGUGAGGCGGAUGAGGAAAAUCCAGUUAUUUAUUUAAACACUGGAAAGAGUAAAUUUGAAGUUGUGGAUAUGUUUGAUGACGAGAGCAAGGAUAACGAAACUACAGAAGAGGAGAAUUUAUUCAGUCAAGAAGUUGUGGAAGAUCAAUCGAGCAAAAAGAAAACAAAAAAAUAUAACAAGAAGUCAACCAAGCGAACCAAAGAGACAAGCUCUAAAAAGAAGGAAAAGAAACCAAUCUUUGUUGAAGAAUUACCACCACAAAAGCAUUCUGAAUUACCUUUUGAGCCUUUGCAAUACUUUUCUAAAAACAUUGUAGAACAUGUGAAGAAAUUAGGUGGCACUUUCCCAACAACUUACAAUAGAAACCAUCCUUUUAUUUAUGGAGAUCGAACGUAUGAACGUUUUGAUGAGUCUUUGAGGUUAUUCACUUGUAUUCAGUGGAACAAUCAUUUAUACAAGAGUACUAUCUCCAGUGCAAUCUUUGGAUUAGAAUUUUUACUGUUUGUCAUGGAUGAACAAGACAUGACUCAUUAUGAUUUUAUUCAAGAUCGUAAUAGCGAAAUUGCUCUUAUUGGUGAUGCAACUGAUACAAUUAUUGCUGCUGACGUUUUGCCCACAGUUCCUUGCAGUAGCAGUGAGAAGGGAGACUUUUUAUUGUACCUAAUUUUUGAUGACCAAAAGCAUGCAGCUCCUAAAGGUGUUUACCUCUCAACAUUUUUAGAAUCUCUUAGUAUUGAUACAACUGAGUAUUCAGAGACAGAUCGAGAUAACUUCACACAAAAUUAA
Molecule: messenger RNA, 999 nt
Organism: Naegleria lovaniensis
Lineage: Eukaryota; Heterolobosea; Eutetramitea; Acrasida; Naegleriidae
Exons: 2
Coding region: 1-999 (332 amino acids)
Source: RefSeq, a predicted model, not a curated record